CUCCCAAAAAACAAAGAAAACCAAACGAAGCAAGACACUGUUCUGGGCUCGGGCCCACCAUUUGUCCUCCUCCGCCGGCGACUCGCCGAUGCCCUUGCCGGACUGCGGCCGCCGCGGCUUCCCCACCCUACCGCUCCUCCUUCUCGUCCUUCACGCGCUCCCCAGGCGGCUCCCGCGGUGCGCGGCCGAGUCGGCGACGUGCCUCGCGGUGUACCGGGAGGGGGGCGCCCCCGCGGUGUUCCAGUCCGCGCACUGCCCGCGCUGGACCCUCCCCCCGCACGACGGCCAGGGGGGUGGCGGGGGAAAGAGCAUCCCUAUGGGGUGCCACGUGGCGGCGGAUCGCGGCCGCCGCCGGUCCCAGGAGGACCGUGCCGUCUGUGCCCUCGGCAUCCGCAUCCCCUUCGUAGGGGUUGAUAAGAUGGAAAGCACCGAAGUCCAAACUGGACGCUGAUUCCAGAUAGUAACACCAGGAACAUUCUGGAGGUUUACUGUUCAAAGAUACACACCAUAAGCUGGGUGUCAAUCGUAACACUGUGAAUUUGCUGGAGAGAACAUGAGAAUUAAGGAGGUUGAUGUGGGAGUGGUGGCAAUAUUUGACGGUCAUAAUGGAGCUGAGGCUAGUGAGAUGGCUUCUAAGCUUUUUCUGGAUUACUUCUUGCUCCAUGUUUAUUUUCUUCUCGAUGGCAUACACUCUCUGCGGUUCAGAAAAUCUACUGGGAAACUGACAUAUAGGGAAGUUACUAUUUUUAACAAUGUAUUUAAUCUGUACAAGCAUGGCCAAUCCGACCAUGCAGAGAGGUCAUGUUGGGCAUCACCAGCCAUUCUAGACCGGUCAUUUCAUACGGAAAUUCUGAAGGAAUCACUAAUGAGGGCAGUUCAUGAUAUUGAUUUAACAUUCUCCAAGGAGGCAUUACAGAACAAUUUUGAAUCUGGUUCAACAGCGACCGUGGUCUUGAUAGCUGAUGGACAAAUUAUAUCUGCCAAUGUUGGAGAUUCAAAAGCUUUUCUGUGCUCCGAAGGAUAUAAUCUGCACCAUCGAAAUAGGAAACGAAGGAGAAAGAGAAACUCAAUUAAUCACGAGGAAUUUGCUUUGGCAAAUUAUGAUGGACCGUUGUAUCAUGCAAGGGAGUUGACAAAGGACCAUCAUCCUAAUAGAGAAGACGAGAGAAACCGUGUGGAGGCUGCUGGUGGUUAUGUUCUUGAGUGGGCUGGUGUAUAUCGUGUUAAUGGCGAGCUAGCACUAUCAAGAGCUAUUGGUGAUGUUCCUUACAAAAGAUACGGUGUAAUAUCAACACCUGAAUUGACAGGCUGGCAGAUUCUGUCAGAAAAUGACAGUUUUCUUAUUGCGUCAUCUGAUGGGAUCUUUGAGAAAAUGACUAUGCAAGAUGUUUGUGACCUAAUGCUGCAUGCAAAAAUUCGUGUUAAACAUGAUUUUGGAUCCUCUGCCAUAACACAACGUAAUUUGGCAGAUUACGUAGUUCAUGUUGCUUUACAGAAAGGCACAACAGACAAUGUGGCUGCUGUGGUUGUUCCAUUGGGAUCACCUGGUAGCACUGGUACUACAUUAAAAGAUUCGUCCCAGUUCGAAGAAGAUCUCAAGAUAUCUAUUUCUCCAAUGUUGAAUGUUCCAUAUGGAUUGAAGCCUGCAGAUCAUGGACAUAGUUCAGCUGUCAUUGACAUGGAGUAUUUCAAGCGCUCAUCAAUAAAGUUCCAGAGGUUCUUGGUUGAAGCAAAACCUAAGAAACUUGGUUGUUUCUAUUUAUCCGAGAGUCUGGAUGAAGAUAUGGACUAUAUAUUUAGGGUGCCGGAAGCAUACCAGCGUGAAGAAGUCCAUGACUUCAACCACAUACCAGCUGAGACUGCCUUAUAUUCUGAUGGUAAUCUGGAAAAAUACAAGGACAAACACUUUUGCUUGUACCUUGGUCCCGAAGAUGGCGAAAUGGGACAGUGCAAUGGUCCUGAAGCUUUUGCAAACUUUUUUGGUCUACUUGACUCCCUUCCGCAUAAUGGAAGCAAACCAAAUGGUUCACACUCCUUUGGCAACACGAUCGAUUUCAGGUACAAGCUCAAGAGAAGGUUUGAUCGUGGGUCGUACGGUGAAGUCUGGUUGGCAUUUCAUUGGAAUUGUUCUGAAGAUACAGAUGUUCAUAAAGAGCCUCCACACUUUACAAAUAUAUCUCAAUCAGAGAUGUAUAAUUGCACAAGUUCAGGCAGAAUGUCAUCUGAUGAAGAUCAUGGUUCAGGCACAGUAAAUGGUGAUUUAUUCAUACUGAAGCGCAUAAUGGUGGAGAGGGGAAAUGCAGCUUACUUGAGUGGAUUGCGGGAGAAAUACUUUGGGGAAUUAUUUUCAAAUGCUUCCAGGACUCUUGAAGGUUUGUCGAGGAUAGAAUCAUCGACUAUCUCAGUGGACAUGCUAUAUGAUCCUGAUAUCCAUCUAGAAAAGAACUUGUCAGCUACUGAAGAACCACUUAAGCAUGUGGCUAGGUUUAUAGAAUCUUUUGAAUCAGAAUCAAGGGAAAUUUGGCUGGUGUAUCACAAUGAAGGCCACUCAUUAUCAAAAUUGAUAUAUACAGCUGAAGAAACGAAGUUAGUCACUGGCAACAAUAAUGAGAGGGUCAGACAUAUCCAAGUUUUGCACCCAUCGAAGUGGUGGCAUUGGCUAAGGACAACAAAAGCUGGGCUAAAGCAGAUGCAAAACCUCUUAUGGCAGCUGUUGAUGGGACUGAAGGCUUGUCAUGAUCGUAAUAUCACCCACCGGGAUAUCAAACCUGAGAACAUGAUCAUUUGCUUUGAGGACAUGGAGACUGGAAAGUGUCUAAGAGAGGUUCCAUCUGAAGCAAAGCAAAAUAAGCUGAACAUGCGUCUGAUUGACUUCGGCAGUGCCAUUGAUGAUUACACGUUGAAGAAUCUUUAUGGUCCAGGACCUACUCGAUCUGAACAGACAUUUGAGUACACUCCUCCAGAGGCACUCCUUAAUUCAAACUGGUUUCAAGGAUCAAGAAGUGCAAGGCUUAAGUAUGACAUCUGGAGCGUUGGAGUUGUCAUGCUAGAGUUGAUGAUGGGUUCUCCCCAUGUUUUUCAGAUAAGUGACCGUACACGCAUUUUAAUGGAUCAGCAUCUCGGAGGGUGGAGUGAACAAACAAAGGAGCUUGCAUACAAGUUGAGGUCAUACAUGGAGUUGUGCAUUUUAGUCCCAGGGAUUUCCUCGCAACAUCAUGGCAGUGGUAGCCCAGAACAGGGUCAAUUUGGGUUAGCUUCUUGGAAAUGCUCUGAAGAAUCAUUUGCACAUCAAGUGAAGAUCAGAGAUCCUCUCAAGAUUGGUUUUCCUAAUUUAUGGGCGUUGCGACUUGCACGCCAGCUACUUGUGUGGCAUCCUGAGGAUCGGCUAAGUGUCGAUGAAGCACUAAAUCAUCCUUACUUCCAGGAGCCAAUGUAAUGUAAGGAGAGGAGAUUAGUGAUAACUAACCGACGAAUCUUCAGCUCAGUCCUUUCAAGUUCAAGCCGCAUGCAUUUGGUUAGAGGAAUUCAUGAAUCGUUUGUAAUUUACCAUCCUAGCUGUGUCAUAAGAUGUUGUGAAUAUAACAUGAAGUAAAAGAUAGUAGCAUAAGUGAAAUUACAUGUGUAACGACUUUGCCCUUACAAGCUACAGCAUUAGGCCAGACUGCCUUUGGUUGCAAUCACUAAUGAGGAAGAACGUUAUCUAUUUGUUAAUGUAAACA
Molecule: messenger RNA, 3719 nt
Organism: Zea mays
Lineage: Eukaryota; Viridiplantae; Streptophyta; Magnoliopsida; Poales; Poaceae
Exons: 21
Coding region: 554-3436 (960 amino acids)
Biological process (GO): protein phosphorylation; protein dephosphorylation
Molecular function (GO): protein kinase activity; protein serine/threonine phosphatase activity; ATP binding
Source: RefSeq, a predicted model, not a curated record